CCAUCUUCAUUGUCAGAAGAAUCAGAAUACACACCGCCUCAGACAGGUCUCUUGUCUACCCUUCCAUCCUCCUGGGUCCCCUACGCCGAGCUCAUCCGCAUUGACAAGCCGCAUGGGAUCUACCUCGUCUGGGUACCUCACAUCGUGGGUCUGGCCUACGCCUCAGCCAUCGGACCGUCACCUGCUCCACUUCACACACUCUAUACACGGGCCCUCCGCCUCAUGCUCUGGGCUGCUCUAUGUCGAAGCGCAGGCUGUGUCUGGAACGACACCGUAGACCAGGACUUCGAUCGAAAGACGGCUCGAUGUCGGAACCGACCUAUUGCCCGGGGCGCAGUCACGACCUCGCAAGCACACAUCUAUGCAGCUGUGCUUUUUUCUCUCGCACUGCUUUCACUAAAAGGUAUAUCGUCCCACGCUAUGACCGUGGCGGGGAUAGUCGCCUUACUAUCGCUCGUGUACCCGUUCUGUAAACGAUUCACGAGUUUCCCGCAGGUAGUGUUGGGAUGUUCGUUGGGGUUGACGGUUGUUUUGUCGGCGUGGACGCUGGAUGUGGAUGUGUUGGCAGGGAGGAACCGUAUACCGACGAUGUGUUUGAUGUUGGCUAUUGUGUUGUUGAUUGUGUUUUAUGAUGUUGUGUAUGCGACACAAGAUACGGCGGAUGAUGUCAAGUCUGGGGUGAAGGGGAUGGCGGUCUUGUUCCGGAAUCAUCUUUUGGUUCUGCUUUGGGGUUUGGUGUGUGGGAUUGCUGGGGUUCUUUCGGUCUUAGGGGUGUUGGUGGGUAUGGGAUUACAGUAUCUUGUGUUUUCGGUGGUAGGG
Molecule: messenger RNA, 819 nt
Organism: Aspergillus sclerotioniger CBS 115572
Lineage: Eukaryota; Fungi; Ascomycota; Eurotiomycetes; Eurotiales; Aspergillaceae
Product: 4-hydroxybenzoate octaprenyltransferase
Exons: 1
Biological process (GO): ubiquinone biosynthetic process
Cellular component (GO): mitochondrial inner membrane
Molecular function (GO): 4-hydroxybenzoate polyprenyltransferase activity
Source: RefSeq, a predicted model, not a curated record